This is a messenger RNA of Fraxinus pennsylvanica, 651 nucleotides long. The record is from the annotation of a GenBank genome assembly. Lineage: Eukaryota; Viridiplantae; Streptophyta; Magnoliopsida; Lamiales; Oleaceae.
AUGUCACAGGGAUCUGGUCAUCCAUGGAAACUUCCCAGUCUCCUAUGCGGGUUUUCUACUUAUCAUCUUAAUCUCCCUGUUAAAAUCCCUUCACUCCAGCAAGAGUUUAUCGAUGAAUUCAGUCAGCCUCCGUUGAAAGAAAGAUUUUUUAGUUUUAGAAAAGAAAACAUUGCUAAACUCGAAUCCAAGGCCAAUGAUGAAAUUGGAAAAACGUCUAGUAUUUCUUCUCUACAAGUACUUUUGGCUCAUAUAAGGCGAUCUGUGAUAAGCUGCCGUGGAAUUGAUGAUGCCAACCAAAAGGUUACUUUCAUACUACAUAUGGGUGCAAGAAAUUGGCUAUUACCGCCUUUGUGGGAAGGUUAUUUUGGGAAUGCUAUACAUGGAGGCAUCGUAAUGAGCAUGCCAAACGAGUUACUAAGCCAUGGACUAGGUUGGACUGCCCAGAAACUGAAGCAAAUUAAAGCUACUCAAACUCAUGAUGAAGAAACAAAAUAUUUCUCUGUAGAAUGGUUAAAAAGCCCUCUGAUGGUGAAGGAGCGUAGUAUUAACAUUUUUGUCGUACGCAGCUCGCCCUGGUUCAGUGUGUAUGGAAAUGACUUGGGAUGGGGAAAACAAAUUAGAUGGAAAGUUGACUGUAUUUCAAGGGCUUGA